CUUUCUACCCCCUAUAAAUACAUUUGCUGAAUCCAUGGUUACAACCAUCACAAACUAAGCAUCUCUCAAGGAACAUUCUAGGAAAUCAAAGAACAUUCUGGGAAAGACAGCGAAACCAAGGAAUAGGUAACAUAAUCAAAUCAGAACAAUUUUUGCCGAAUAUGAAGCAGAUUCUGGCACAUGCUAGUGGAAUUCCAGUCAGCUCAUCGUUGGUGGCAUAUCCAAACAGAUUUUUUCUAGAGCCUGCUAGCGGCCAAUACCAUAUUCCUCCUUCAAAUGGGCCUCUAAAAUUAAAGCAGUAUAAAGUAGAUAGGAUGAACAAACUUGGAGGAAAAGCAGACAACCUUGAAAAUGGCAUACGAGAGCACGUGAGUUUGGGGCCCAAGAUAUCUGAAACUGUGAAGGGGAAACUGAACUUCGGGGCUAAAAUUAUUAGAGUAGGCGGUGUGGAGAAGAUUUUCAAGCACAAUUUCAGCAUUAGAGAAGGAGAGAAGUUGUCAAAGGCUUCCCAAUGCUAUUUAUCAACAACAGCUGGUCCAAUAGCAGGCCUCCUCUUCAUCUCCACCUACAAGGUCGCCUUCCGCAGUGAGAGAUCCAUCAAAUUGUCUUCUCCGAAUGGGCAGGCAGUAAUCCAUUACAAAGUCUCGAUCCCACUAAUAAAGAUAAAAAGAGCCAAUGGGAGCCGAGUAUUAGGGGAUGUAAAGAAGCCGAAUACUAUUCUUAGAGAAUCGAGAUAUAUACAUUGCAUUCGGCCCCGUCUUAUAUGAAUUCAGAGGUAUCCUAAUCGGUCAUAGAACCAGUUGAGCGAGGAGCCGAGUGGAGAUUGGUCUGCAACAGAAGGAGCCGAGUAAAUAAUUGCACAGUGGACUAAAAGUGGGCCCAACCCUGAGGCCCAGAGGAAAAUAUAAAUAGAGGAACAUCAACCAAAGAGAGGUAUGUGAGAACAAGUAAGCUUAACU
Camellia sinensis is the source of this 959-nucleotide messenger RNA. The record is from RefSeq and is a predicted model, not a curated record. NCBI's taxonomy places the organism in Eukaryota, Viridiplantae, Streptophyta, Magnoliopsida, Ericales, Theaceae.